Molecule: messenger RNA, 190 nt
Organism: Entrophospora sp. SA101
Lineage: Eukaryota; Fungi; Glomeromycota; Glomeromycetes; Entrophosporales; Entrophosporaceae
Source: the annotation of a GenBank genome assembly
ACCAAAAUAUUGGACAUAUAACUCAUAUGUAGAACAUGCAUCAUCCUUAAUUAAAAAACCAGACUUAUGGUCAUUAAAUUCAAUAUAUGGCAGGUCACUUAAAAAUUAUCUUGAACAAGGUACAAAAGAAGAAAAGAUUCAAGCAAGAUCAUUACUUAAUGAAUAUGAAAACUAUAAGGUUGUUUAUUAA